AUGUUCGAACCUCUUACUAUUACGACAUUUGUAACUAUUGGAAAUUAUUAUGCAUCUAUUCUUGUCAAAGAUUAUGCUAAAGCGGCAUAUUAUUAUGAAAAAUUUGUCCAAGAAGAACUUGAAUCACCAGAUAAUUUUGAUAAUGAAUAUCGAUCAGCAUUUGAUUUACCGCGAAUUCGUUAUCUGUAUCAUUUAGCUCACGGUUUCAUUUAUCUCCAAUUAGCCAAUAUCCGAUUUGAACAACGAAAAUAUCUGGAAGCUUUUGAAUAUACUAAACAAGCAUACACAGCAUAUUUGGAAAUUCAAUACAAUCUGCACCAACAAACGUUACUUGUACCAAUCUUCAAUAGUUUUGCCAAAAUUUUUUGGAAAUAUUCUGAACAAUAUGAUCAAGCUACACAAUACUAUUUACAUGCACUUCAAAUUAAUAGAAACGACGUCGACACAUUCAUUAAUAUUGGUUUAACACAAAUAAGUAGCGAGGAGUAUUCGCACGCUCUCAAUUCUUUUUCAACUGCACUAUCAAUUCUUGAGACAUUCAAUGGAACAGAUUAUGUUUCGACUGGACUUAUCUAUCGUGGGAUGGGUCGUAUUUAUCAAGAGUCAAAACAGAUUUGGCAAGCAUUAAUCUAUUACUUAAAAGCAGAAGAGAUUUAUAAAUAUUCUAUUCCUUCAAAUCAUGAAUUACUAGAAGAAAUCAAAGACGAUAUAAAAGGAAUUCUCAACGUCAAAGAUCAUGUUCGUGAUGAUUUAUGA
Messenger RNA from Rotaria sp. Silwood1, 756 nucleotides. The record is from the annotation of a GenBank genome assembly. NCBI's taxonomy places the organism in Eukaryota, Metazoa, Rotifera, Eurotatoria, Philodinida, Philodinidae.